AUGGCAACCGGCAAGGGAGAGGAGCACAUAGUGACUACUACUGCCCCAUCCUCACCACCCAUAGAAGCCAACGGUGAAGUUGGGGAUCACAAGUACAGCGAUGAGCUUCACACAAAGGCUAUGCGAAAGAUUGACUUUUGGCUCGUGGGGUUCUACUCGGUUGUGUACAUCUUCCGCGUCAUCGACUCUGGCAACUACUCCAACGCGGCCAUCAUCAACCUUGAAGAAGGGAGCGGAAUCAAAAAGGAGCUCGGCUUCAGUCCGUCGCAAUGGUCCUGGACGCUCUCGAUCUUCUCCUACAGUUAUCUCUUCUUCGAACCGUCGAACACCAUUUUCCUCAAAACCUUCACUCCUUCCCGCUGGAUGUUCGUUCUGAUCCUCUCCUGGGGCAUCUGCGCAUGCUCCGUCGGGGCGGCUCAGAACUUCUCGGGGAUGAUGUGCGUACGAUUCGCAAUUGGAAUGGCAGAGGCGGGAUUUUAUCCGUCGGUGCUUUAUCACAUGGCAUUCUGGUAUAAGCCGAGUGAGAUGCUCUGGAGGAUCUCCCUGUUUUAUUCUUUGGGUCAAGUAUCCAGCGCGCUGAGUGGUCUGCUUGCGUAUGCGAUCAGCUUCAUGAACGGGGUGAGCGGGCUGUCGGGCUGGCGAUGGCUCUUCAUUCUGGAGGGUCUUCCAGCCCUCGCACUGUCCGUCAUCGUUCUAUUCUGCUUGCCCGACUAUCCUGAGACUGCUAGGAUGCUGACCGAGGAAGAACGGGAGUAUUUGAGUGGUCGGUUGUCGCAUUCUGCGCCGUCGGGGAAGGACAAAAGCUGGGACUGGCAAGGUGUGAAGGAUCUCUUCUCGAGUCCCACUCUUUAUACCUUCUCGGUAUACUGGAUUGGACAUGGGAUCGGUGGUUUUGGCGUUCAUUAUGCCUUGCCGACCGUGAUCUACGAGCUUGGGUUUACGACGACGGCCUAUUCACAGUUGAUGAACAUCCCUCCCUAUGUCGCAUGUUUUAUCUUACUAAACAUCUUGGGGGUUCUAUUGCACAAAGGGUUGAUCAGGCCGUGGACCACUGCGGUUGCCAUCGAGAGCACCAUUAUCAUCUGUUACAUCGUCCUCGUCACCGUGUCUAACUCCAUCGUCAAAUACCACGCGCUCAUUGUCGCGACCGCAUGUGCCGGGUCUGCCUAUCCCGUCAUUUGGCCGGAGCGCAUUCGAGCCCUUGACGGCACGGUGGCCUCGGGCAUCGGCAUCGGGUAUACCAAUGCACUAGCACAGUUCAGUGGGAUCGCAGGUCCUCAUAUCUACAGUACGGUGUUUGGACCGACGUAUCGCGUGUCUUACGUGAUCUGCCUUUGUUUUCUUUGCGCCGCCAUCUCCGGGAUUUUGGCUUCGUGGUGGUUGGUGUGGCGGAAGGAUCGCCGGGAGCAGGGGGCAGUCCCACAGAGUCAGGAAGAAGAUUGUGCGUGA
Molecule: messenger RNA, 1449 nt
Organism: Aspergillus steynii IBT 23096
Lineage: Eukaryota; Fungi; Ascomycota; Eurotiomycetes; Eurotiales; Aspergillaceae
Product: MFS general substrate transporter
Exons: 3
Coding region: 1-1449 (482 amino acids)
Biological process (GO): transmembrane transport
Cellular component (GO): membrane
Molecular function (GO): transmembrane transporter activity
Source: RefSeq, a predicted model, not a curated record